GCCACGGUGGCGACGAUGGAGGCAGCUUCUUCUUCUUCUCUGCGUAUGGUUCCGUCUUUGUGGACCGUUGGGUCAGGAUCUCGUCAGAAGAAAUCGACGGUUAGUUUUGUUUCUCGGGGAAGAAGUAACGGUUUGAUGAUAAGUAACCGACGGUUCAGAACGCCGUCAGCUCUAGGUGAACUCGCUGACACGGUGGCGGAGACAGGCAAAUCGGAGAUUACGUGGCAAAUCAUAGUUGGAGCUGUCGGUAAUUACCAUAAUUUGACUGGUCGUAGUUUCAGCAAAAGAAUAAUUGAACAGAAGAGAUGUGAAGAAUGUAGAGGAUCAGGACUUGUUUUUAGAGACAAGAAAUACUUUCGUUGUCCAGGAUGUGAGAAGACGCAGAGGAAAGAGAAUGAAGGUAAACAGCAGCUGUUAUUUUUGACGUUGCCGGAAUUUGCCAAAUCCUUGUAAUUCCUCCGUUGCCGAAACAAUGAAGGAAUUCCAGUCGCUGGUCGGCGGGGGGCCGGGGGCUAAUGAAUGGAAGCAACUAGCU
This is a messenger RNA of Raphanus sativus (radish), 535 nucleotides long. RefSeq lists its product as uncharacterized. The record is from RefSeq and is a predicted model, not a curated record. The transcript has 4 exons. NCBI's taxonomy places the organism in Eukaryota, Viridiplantae, Streptophyta, Magnoliopsida, Brassicales, Brassicaceae. The annotation marks the transcript as partial.